AUGGCAUCCAACAACCUACCUUUAAAUCCACCAUUCACUUUCACCGGUGAAAAUUACCAAAUCUGGUCUGUGAAGAUGCAAGCUUUUCUGGAAGCCUAUGAACUUUGGGAAACUGUGACGGAAGAUAAACCACUUGCUGCUCUACCAACAAAUCCUACCUUGGCUCAAAUAAAAUCCAACAACGAAGAGAAGGCAAAGAAAUCUAAAGCCAACUUGCUUAUGCAGAAUGCUGUGGCAGAUUUUGUUUUUUACAGAAUCAUGGCUUGCAAAACAACAAAAGAGGCUUCGGAUAGGUUGAAAGAAGAAUAUCAAGGCAGCGAUAGAACACGUCAAAUACAAGUGUUGAACCUGAAAAGAGAGUUUGAGUUCUUGAAUAUGCAGAAGGAUGAAUUAAUCAGUAAGUAUGUUGAUCGAAUCUCCUUAAUUGUUAAUAACAUUAGACUUCUUGGUGAAGAAUUUACAGACAAACGAAUUGUGGAUAAAUUUCUUGUGACUCUUCCUGAGAGGUUUGAAUCUAAGAUUUUCUCUCUUGAAGAAUCCAAGGACCUAGGAAAACUUUAA
Solanum stenotomum is the source of this 561-nucleotide messenger RNA. RefSeq lists its product as uncharacterized. NCBI's taxonomy places the organism in Eukaryota, Viridiplantae, Streptophyta, Magnoliopsida, Solanales, Solanaceae. The record is from RefSeq and is a predicted model, not a curated record. The transcript has a single exon. Bases 1 to 561 code for a protein of 186 amino acids.